Messenger RNA from Vitis vinifera (wine grape), 1815 nucleotides. RefSeq lists its product as uncharacterized. The coding region runs from base 103 to 612 and encodes 169 amino acids. Lineage: Eukaryota; Viridiplantae; Streptophyta; Magnoliopsida; Vitales; Vitaceae. The record is from RefSeq and is a predicted model, not a curated record. The transcript is spliced from 4 exons.
UUUUCCCCUACCAAUCAUCGGGCUAAUAUUUUCCAAAUUUCUCAACCAUUGGGGUCGUCCUCUUGACCUGAAACGUCCCCCUCCUUUCUCAGAUUUGCUUCAAUGGAUGAAGUGAUCACAGCCGCUGAUGCUUCAUCCAUCGCUGGAUCGACAUCAUCUGGGUCGUCAAUCAUCCCCAACAACCUCCCUCUCCUCUCUGCCUUCCUUUCCUUCGCUCUCGCUCAAUUUCUCAAGCUCUUCACCACUUGGUAUAAGGAGAAGAGAUGGGAUUCUAGAAGGAUGCUUGGGUCGGGUGGAAUGCCUUCAUCACAUUCAGCAACUGUGACAGCCCUUGCAGUUGCUAUUGGUUUUCAAGAAGGAACUGGAGGAUCAGCAUUUGCCAUUGCAGUGGUUUUGGCGUGUGUUGUUAUGUAUGAUGCUUCCGGUGUGAGACUUCAUGCUGGUCGACAAGCUGAGUUGUUGAAUCAAAUUGUGUGUGAACUACCUCCCGACCACCCUGUCUCUAAUGUUAGACCGCUACGAGAUUCACUUGGUCAUACUCCACUUCAGGUUUGGUUUGUUCAUAUGUAUUUUGCGUAUAUUCAUACAUUCAGUAAUCCUUUAUCUUGUUAGUAACUGAUUGUAUUUUCUUUGCCCGCUUACCAUUCUUGUGGGAAUGGACUCUUAGGAAAUAUGUCAGCAUAUCAUUUUAUUCCUCCUUGUAGACAUGUGCAUUCUUUGUUAAAGUUGAUCAUUUUUCAAGGAGAGUGGUCAUUACAUUUUCUUAAUAUAGUAAUUCUUAUUAUGACUUCAUCCGGUAAAAAAAUUAUAUUCUUGCUACAAAGUGUUCUAUUUCCUGAGAAUGGAAAUGAAACAAUAUUUGAUUAGCUAGACAGAAAACCCACAAUUCAUGAUGGAAGCCAAAAGAAGCAAGGAAUCUGUUCUAUUCACCAUUCACUUCAACUGGCUGUUGACACAUAUCUUAGCUGCUAUUAGUUUAUGAAGAGUUUGUCUUUUUAGGGACAAUGGAUUAAUCUUCAAUGGUCUGCACGGAAAUCAUCCUAAUGCAACACAAAGAAAAGUAAUAUUACAACAUCAUGAUACCUGCUCUUACUAUGCAGAGUAAAAUUGCUCCUCUUUUUUGUUCAAACCAUAAAAACUUGUUCAAGGUCCUUUUAUAACUCUAGUAUUAAAGCUAAUUUGACAAUUUAUCCUUGAAGUUGAUCCCGUACACCCCCCAAUGUGCAGACACAAAAUAACUUCCAGAAAAAUGGAAAUGAAAGGUUACAAUGCUGAAACUUUGUUUUGUGCUCCCCAUAAUCUGUUUUGAGCGGUGAAUUGAUCCUCAACAAUAGUCUGUAACGGUUCCAAUGGAUGUUGUGCAGGUUGUUGCUGGCAGUGUGCUGGGUUGUGUAGUAGCAUACCUCAUGAAAAGUUAACAGUUGCGACAUUUGUUUGGCCUUUUUUCGGUGCAAAGUUAACAGGCUCUUGAUUUGAUCAGCUGCUGCAUUACGAAUCAUCAUCCUGUGAAGAGGAGACAGUGAAACAGAAGGAACACUUUCUGCCCCGUGAGGUUCUAGUUAAGUAUUUAGCUUGUCCUGCUGUCUGGGGUUCGGGAAGCCGCUGUUCAAAUCAUGUGUAAUUAGUCUUCAAGGUUUUAGAAAUAGCUUAUAUUUUUCCUUAGUGUCAGCUGCAUCCAGCAUUCUAAACUGUAGAGCACAACAGAGAUUACCCCCUUCUUCGUACUCGUUUGUAUUUGUGAUGUCGUGGAUGAUCGUAAGUUUAAUUUGUAAUUAAGAUUUAUUAACUAUGAGGAGACAUAAAAUUCCAGAACAA